Messenger RNA from Haemorhous mexicanus (house finch), 10130 nucleotides. It is a transcript of the gene PRRC2C, whose product is annotated as proline rich coiled-coil 2C. Bases 230 to 8563 code for a protein of 2777 amino acids. Gene Ontology annotation, biological process: cell differentiation. The record is from RefSeq and is a predicted model, not a curated record. Lineage: Eukaryota; Metazoa; Chordata; Aves; Passeriformes; Fringillidae. The transcript is spliced from 36 exons.
GGUGGUUCCUGGAGGAAGGCGCCGAGCCCUGCGUGCAUUCGCGCUCACUCCGCGGCUGUGAUUCCUCUGCAUGAGCGCGGGGGGAGAGCAGCCUCGUCCUGGGGGUGCUGGAGGCAAAGCGCCUCGCUUUUCCAACUUGAAAUUCGCAUCCGGGGUUCUUUGACUCUUCGCCUACGGCAGAUUUUGAGGAGCGAACGGAAGGUACCAGACUCGAUGAGUUUCCAGCGAAAUGUCGGAAAAGUCAGGCCAGAGUACAAAAGCAAAGGAUGGAAAAACAAAGUAUGCAACACUCAGUCUGUUUAAUACUUACAAGGGAAAGUCACUGGAAACUCAGAAAACCACAGUUGCUGCACGCCAUGGAUUGCAGAGUCUUGGAAAAGUUGCUAUUUCCAGGAGGAUGCCUCCCCCAGCUAAUCUGCCCAGCCUCAAAGCAGAGAACAAAGGCAACGACCCCAAUGUGAACAUUGUGCCUAAGGAUGGCACGGGAUGGGCUUCAAAACAAGAACAGCACGAAGAAGAGAAACAGCCAGACGUGCCGCAGACCCAGCCAAAACCUGCUGUUCCUGCUCCUCCAGAAGCAGCUCCUGUUGCCAAAUCCUGGGCCAACACCAAGCCAGGAGGACAGGAUGGUCCACCUAUUCCAAUCAAUAGUUAUUUCCAGCAAGAAUUCCCCAGUCUGCCGGCAGCUGGGGAUCAGGAAAAGUCAGGCAAGGAUAAGGAUGCACCUGAAGAUGGAUCAGGAGCCAACCUACGACCACAGAAUCAAGAAGCUAAGGGACAAGAAGAUGGCAGCAGUACACCAGGAGAACAGAAUGAUGGCCAGAAGGCAGGAGACAAGAGGGAUGUGAGGCUGCCCCAGGUCCCUCAGCCCAAGCUGAAUGGCCAGCAGCAGCCACCCAUCUCAUCCCAGUACAGAGCAAUGAUGCCUCCUUAUAUGUUUAAUCAGUACCCCAGAAUGGCAUAUCCUCCCUCCAUGCAAGGUCCAACAAGAUUUCCUAAUUCUGAGCCUAGCAGAGGCCCAAGGGGAAGAGGCCCCCCCUCAUGGUGCUCAGAACCUAUUGAACGCCCAUCCAUUCUCAGUGCUAGUGAACUCAAAGAGCUUGAUAAAUUUGAUAAUCUGGAUGCUGAGGCUGAUGAAGGCUGGGCAGGUGCUCAGAGUGAAGUGGAUUACACUGAGCAGUUGAAUUUCAGUGAUGAUGAUGAGCAAGGAAGCAGUCAGAAAGAGAAGGAAAGUGGUGAUGAACAAACACCAUCAAAAGAUUCCCAGAGUCCUGAUGGCCAGAGGGAAACUGAAGAACAGACAAAUGCCAAGUCUGCCACCCAGGUUUCCACAGCAGCAGCCAAAGGGUCUUACAGCAAAAGCUCUCAGCUUGAUCAGGAUCGAGGUCCACCACAGCCUUCAAUACAUGAAAGAGGUGGCCCUGCUCUUCCUCCAAAAUCUAUUCUACCACCGCACCCUCCUCCCCCUGACAGGCAGAUGGGAAGGCAGGGACCCUUUCCCCCUAAACCAGUACCAGAUGAAGAUGAAAUUUGGAAGCAGAGGAGGAGGCAGCAGUCAGAGAUAUCGGCCGCGGUGGAGCGAGCCCGUAAGCGGCGAGAGGAGGAAGAGAGGAGAAUGGAAGAGCAGCGAAAAGCAGCUUGUGCUGAGAAGCUCAAACGGUUAAAUGAGAAAUUCGGCUGCGUGACAAAACCCUCCCGGGAGGACCCUCUGAAAGAAAGAGAGAGGGAGAGGGAGAGAGAAAGGGAGAGGGAGAGAGAACGGGAGCGGGAGAGGGAAAAGGAGAGGGAGCGGGAGAGGGAGCGAGAAAAAGAGAGGGAGAAGGAAAAGGAGAUAGAGAGGGAAAAGGAGAAGGAAAAGGAAAAAGAAGAAAAAGAAAAACUCGAGAAGGCAAAAGAACAAGAAGUGGAGAAAGAGAAAGAAAAAGAGGUGGAGAAAGAAGAGAAGGAGAAUGAGAAAGAGAAAGAAGAGGAGAAACCAGCACAUGAGGUUCCUGAGCCUGUAGAACCUGUGGCAACACCUGUAGCAGAAAAACAAGAAAGUGAAACCAAGAAUAACAAGGAAGAAAAAGAAGAUCAAGCAGUCUUUACUCGCCAAGACAGUGGUCGGAAUGAGAAGGAAGUUUCACAGGUUACUCAUGAGAAUGAGCCAGACUCAGGAUCCCAGCCUCGUCCUGCUGUUUCCUCAGGCUAUUCUAAGCAGUUCCAGAAGUCAUUACCACCAAGAUUUCAGAGGCAGCAGGAGCAAAUGAAACAGCAGCAGUGGCAGCAACAGCAGCAAGGUGUCCUUCCACAAUCUGCUCCCUCCCAGCCUUCCAGUGGCCCUGUCCCACCCCCCCAGCACAGACCCCUCUACCAACCCAUGCAGCCCCAUCCCCAGCACUUGGCUUCCAUGGGCUUCGACCCCCGCUGGCUCAUGAUGCAAUCCUACAUGGACCCACGGAUGAUGUCGGGAAGACCUGCCAUGGAUAUGCCUCCUAUUCAUCCAGUUGUUGAACUUCACUCUGCCACAGGAAUUAUGCCUCCCAAGCCACUGAUGAGAAGAGAGCAGCUGGAGGGCUCAGCAGCUGGUUCAGAUUCGUUUGAGCACAUGGCUCGCUCUGCCAGGGAGCACAGUGUGCCUCUGUCAGAACCACGCAUGAUGUGGGGCUCAGAGCCCUACCCCCACGCAGAAUCUCAGCAGUCCACUUCUCCUCCCAAGGUCUUAGAAGAGCCUGAUGAUUUAAGGUCUGAGGCACACUUGGAGCAGGAGCGAGUUGCUGUCCCUGCCAGUGCUUAUCCUGUAGAACACAACCAAUUGGAUUCUCAUCCAAAGACAGAAUUUUUCAGGGAAUCAGGAGAGGUAGAGAUACAGAAGUUCCCAAGCAGGCCUUUGGAAGAUGUACAACCUCUCCAGACUGACGCACCUAACACAGCAGUUAAUUUUGAAGGAGUGAGCGAGAAGGUUACACGUAGUUCUCCAGAAGAAUUGGUGCCUGUGGGGGAAAGUCACUCUUCAUUGAAGAGAAGCAUUUCCCAUGGUUCAAGUCACUCUCUAAAAUCAGAAGAUCAGAGGAGUGAAACAGCAGCAAAUAUCCCUAAAUUAAGUAACAGACCUAUUGAGACAAAGGAGACAAUUGAGAGACUUGAGAUUAAACCGAAAAAAGAAAUUUUGAUCACUAAUAGAACAUCAGAAGGACCAAAACCUGAGAAAACUUUCAAACCUAAGUCUGAAACAAGAUGGGGUCCUAGGCCAGGCUAUGGCAGGCGAGACGAAGGUGGCGACAGACCAGUGAGAAGAUCGGGUCCUAUUAAGAAACCUGUGCUUAGGGACAUGAAGGAAGAGCGUGAACAGAGAGAAGAGCGUGAGCAGAGAAAGGAGAAGGAAGGAGAAAAGACAGCUAGUGAAAAACCAGGCAAGCCUGAAAAAAGUGACAAAAAGGAAUCACCUCAAGUGCCACCGUCUCAGGCUGAGCCCGAGAGAUCCACCUCCAGCAGCGCUCCUCUGGCUAAGAAGAUAACCCAGGAUGCUGCCCCAGCACCAGCAAGCCAGGAGAGCAGUCAGCCUGAGGCAGCAGCUAAAGCUGUGGUGCAGCCUCCUGCUCCUGCAGUCCAGCAGCAGCUCCCAGCUGCCCAGCCAGCCACUGCCCAGCUGCCCCCGGCCCUCCCACAGCCCCUGGCCGCCCCACCAGCCGCUCAGCCCCUGCCCCAUGCGCAGCCCCCCGCUCCCGCCAGCAAGGAUGACAAACAGGCUGAGAAGGUGGUGAGCAAGGAGGUGGUGGAGAAACCACGCCUAGAAACCAGGCCAGUGAAAAGAGAGCCUGGCUUACCACCUAGGACAUACUGGAAGGAGGCCAGGGAUAGGGACUGGUUCCCAGAUCAGGGAUACAGGGGCAGAGGUCGGGGCGAGUAUUAUUCUAGGGGCCGUAGCUACAGGGGUUCUUAUGGAGGACGUGGUCGGGGCAGUAGAGGCCAUAACAGAGAGUACCCACACUACAGAGAUCCUAAGCCUAGAUCAGAGCAUGUGCCUUCAGGGCCUGUUAGGCAAAGAGAAGAGAGUGAAACUCGUAGUGAGAGUUCUGACUUUGAAGUAAUCCCGAAGCGGCGGCGCCAGCAUGGCUCGGAGACAGAUUCUGACAGCGAAGUGCACGAGAGUGCGAGUGACACCCUGCUCUCAGACAAAGACAGCAUCGUCAAGGGCAAGCACCCCAAAAGAGAAGAAAGAGCUGAUGGCAAGAAGCCUCCAAAGCCCCUGUCGUUCAAACCUGAGAACAAUAUCAGAGUAGACAACAGAUCCCUGGAAAAAACAUACAUCAGAGAUUAUGAGAACAAGCCCAAACCAGGAUUUCUUCCUAAAGGAGAGCCUUCUAGACGAGGCAGAGGGGGAAUGUAUAGGCGUGGUGGCAGGGAUCCUGGGGGACGUCCUCCACGUCCAUCCACAAUAAGGAGACCAGCCUACAGGGACAAUCAGUGGAACCCCAGGCAAACAGAGAUCAUUAAAACAGAAGAUGGAGAGCCUCCAAGAAGAAAUGAGCAUUAUGGUCCCAUACCAAUUGAUAAAAGACCUCCAAAAUUUGAGAGAAAGUUUGAUCCGAAUAGAGAGAGGCCACGAAGACAGAGGCCUGCCCGGCCUCCAAGGCAGGACAAGCCACCACGCUUCAGGCGCCUAAAAGAGAGAGAGGCUGCUUCCAAGAUCAGUGAGGUGGUGACCAGCUCCACAACGAGUGCCACAGUUAAUAAUGCAGUUAAUGAGCCCUCCAACCCUGCUCUGGAUGUGUCAGGAAGUAAGACACCAGACUUGUCCAACCAGAAUUCUUCAGACCAGGCAAAUGAAGAGUGGGAAACAGCCUCAGAAAGCAGCGACUUCAAUGAGAGGCGGGAAAGGGAUGAGAAGAAAACAGCAGAUGCAGCAGCACAGGUUGCUGCAAAGGCAGGAGAAAAUGCUGGAGCUCCAAAAAGGGAAAUAGCCAAGAGAAGCUUCUCUAGUCAGCGGCCUGGAAUAGACCGUCAGAACCGACGUGGCAACAACGGGCCAGCUAAGCCAGGGAGGAACUUCUCAGGGCCCCGGAGUGAAAGGCGGAGUGGUCCUCCUCCCAGAAGUGGAAAAAGAGGGCCAUUUGAAGAGCAGGCAGCACCUGUGCCUGGUGUUGAUCCUGCCAAUGGCAACUCUGUACAUCAGGAGGAUGGAGGUGUCACUGCUGCAGGACAGAAGACCACCAAGGAUGCAAGUGGCAAAAAGAGAGAAGAGCCAAAGGCUGGUCCAAAGAAGCCGAAGGAAAAAGUGGAUGCCUUGUCUCAAUUUGAUCUUAAUAAUUAUGCAAGUGUUGUGAUCAUUGAUGAUCACCCUGAAGUGACAGUAGUUGAAGACUCCCAAUCUAACUUGAAUGAUGAUGGUUUCACAGAAGUGGUGUCUAAGAAGCAGCAAAAACGCUUGCAAGAUGAAGAGCGCAGAAAGAAGGAAGAACAAACAGUGCAGGUUUGGACCAAAAAAGGAUCAAGCGAAAAAGGCCGAGGUCAGAAUUCCAAGCUGCCCCCCAGAUUUGCCAAAAAGCAGCAGCAGGCAGCAGCUGCAGCUGCACAGCAGGCCCAGGCUCAGGCUCAAGCUCAGGCUCAGCCUCCCUGCCCAGCCCAGUCUCCAGCCCAGCCCCAGGCUCCUGUUCCAGCACAAAGCCAGGCUGCAGCAGGGACAGCCAGCACAGACUACACCGUGUCAGGCAAAGUCCUGCAGAACACUCAGCCUCACAACGGCCUGGGAGCUGAAUUAUGGGACAACAAAGUGCCUCCUACAGCAGUUCUGAAUGACAUCUCCAAAAAAUUGGGACCCAUUAGCCCACCUCAGCCACCUUCAGUCAGUGCCUGGAACAAGCCUCUGACAUCUUUUGGUUCGGCUCCAUCUCCAGAGGGGACAAAGCCUGGACAAGAAGGUGGAGUUGAUCUUGGUAUAGAAACCAUUCAGUUUGGAGCCCCAGCUUCCAGUGGCAGUGACAAUGAAGUUGGUCCUGUGCUGUCUGAGAAGUCCACUGACAAAUUACCAGAACCCAAAGAGCAGAGACAGAAACAGCCUCGGGCUGGACCCAUCAAAGCACAAAAGCUUCCAGACUUGAGCCCGGUAGAAAACAAAGAAUAUAAACCUGGUCCUAUUGGGAAAGAGCGUUCUUUAAAGAACAGGAAGGUGAAGGAUGCCCAGCAGGGAGAGCCUGAGGGACAGGAGAAGCCAUCUCCCACCUCUGUCAGAAGUCCAGAGCCUGUCACUACCAAGGAGACCAAAGCAGCGAGCGAGCUGAGCACCGAGAUAGGAACGAUGAUAUCUGUGUCUGCUCCAGAGUUUGGGACAAACACAAAGGAGUCUGUAACAGACUACACUACACCUUCUUCUCAUCCUAACACAGUGGCUACUAGCAGUACAAAAAUGGAGGAGACUUUGGUGACGAACGUGCCCCUGCCCCACACCCUUCCCCUCCCUAGGAGGGAGACUUUACAACAGAGCUCCAGCCUAACUCCAGUUUCUCCCGCUACCGUCGACCUCACCCUCAAGAUGGAGUCUGCACGCAAAGCAUGGGAGAAUUCCCCAAACAUGGGGGAGAAGAGUUCACCAGUGACCUCAGCAGCGUCUCCCAUUGCUGGUGGCAACAGCAGCAGCAACACUGGGCCAAGCAGUGGCACUUACAGCUCUUUCUCAAGUGCAUCAAUGCCUCCCAUUCCUGUGGCCUCAGUUACCCCCACAACAUCCCUCUCAGGAGCUGGAACAUACACCACCUCUUCACUGAGUACGAAGACUGCAAGCACCUCAGACCCUCCUAAUAUCUGCAAAGUGAAACCCCAGCAGCUGCAGACAAGCAGCCUGGCUUCUGCCAGCCACUUCUCCCAGCUGAGCUGCAUGCCAUCCCUCAUUGCCCAGCAGCAGCAAAGUCCCCAGGUCUAUGUGUCUCAGUCUGCAGCAGGUACUGCAGCUCAAAUCCCAGCAUUCUACAUGGAUACAAGUCACCUGUUCAAUACCCAGCACGCCCGUUUGGCACCACCUUCUCUGGCCCAGCAGCAAGGCUUUCAGCCAGGCCUUUCUCAGCCUGCUUCAGUUCAGCAGAUCCCCAUCCCCAUCUAUGCACCUCUGCAAGGACAGCAUCAAGCUCAGCUGAGUUUAGGAGCAGCACCAGCUGUUUCACAAGCCCAAGAGUUGUUCAAUUCCUCCUUACAACCCUACAGAUCCCAGCAAGCUUUCAUGCAGAGUGGUUUGUCUCAGCCAUCACCAGUGGUUCUGUCUGGCACAGCCUUACACAACUUCCCAGCAGUGCAGCACCAGGAGCUGGCUAAGGCCCAGUCCAGCCUGGCAUUCCAGCAGACCUCCAACACUCAGCCUAUUCCCAUCCUGUAUGAACAUCAGCUUGGACAGGCUUCAGGGCUGGGAGGCUCUCAGCUCAUUGAUACACACAUCCUGCAGGCCAGAGCUACCCUCACUCAGGCUUCAAAUCUCUACUCUGGGCAAGUUCAGCAGCCUGGCCAGAGCAAUUUCUACAAUACUGCACAGUCUCCCAGUGCUCUUCAGCAGGUAAACUAUGGCAUGGUGACAGUACCUUUGCCAGGAUCACAGAUUUCCCUGCCCAACUUUGGAUCCACAGCACAGCCACUGAUAGCCCUGCCCCAGUCCCUGCAGCCACCACUACAGCACACCCCACCACAAGCUCAGGCUCAAAACCUGAGCAGACCUGCCCAAGUGACCCAGCCCUUCAGAGGAUUGAUCCCAGCAGGAACUCAGCACAGCAUGAUUGCUGCAACUGGGAAGAUGGAAUCCCAGCUUUACAGGCACCGGGGAUUUUCGGAUAGUGUGCAGCACUCGGCAGUUGCAGUCCGCUUCCAGAUAUCAGAAAUGGACCUGAAGGCCUUUGGAGGUGGCAUUGAUGUUAAACCUGGAACACCACCAGUUACUGGCAGGAGCACUACCCCAACCUCCAGUCCCUUCCGGGCUAGUUCUACAAGUCCUAACAAUCAGUCCAAUAAAAUGAACAGCAUUGUGUACCAGAAGCAGUUCCAGUCAGCAGCUGCAGCUGUGAGAAUGACACAGCCCUUUCCUGCACAAUUUGCACCACAGAUCCUCUCUCAGCCUAACCUGCUCCCUCCAUUGGUAAGAGCCCCAUUUACUAACACCUUCCCAGCGCCUGUUCAGAGGCUGCCAGUAGUUCUGCAUAGUCAGAUGCCGUCUCAGAUGAGCACAGGCCUUAUGAGCCACCCUCAGUCACCACGUGUGGCCAGAGGUCCCUGUGGAUCAGUACCUGGAGCCAGAGGCACUCAGGCCCAGGCUGCGCUGAAGGCUGAACGAGACGUGAAGGCAAAGCAAAGAGCAGAGGUCCUUCAGUCCACCCAGAGAUUCUUUUCUGAGCAGCAGCAACAGCAGCAGAACAAACCCAUAGGAGGGAAAGCCCCCAAAGUGGAGGAGAACGGGAGCAAACCCAGCGAGGCAAUUGCUGACUCUCCAGGAGUCUGCCAGGACAAAGGCGAGGAAAAGGCCACCCCUGCACCUGCUGCCACUCCGAAACCUGUCAGAACUGGACCAAUCAAACCUCAGGCAAUCAAAACCGAGGAAACAAAAUCUUAGAGGCUGUGUUCCGGUGGAGGGGGAGAGGGGAGGGUGGGCGAGGUGUCAGCAGUGUCAAUUGGUGGCCCGAAGGAUGAAGAGCGGCCUGCUCUCCCUGCCGGGCUCUGAGCAGCCCCAAGGGGCAAAGGUGCCAGCAGCAGUGGUGGUGCCAGCUGCUGUGGUGGUGCCAGCUGAGCCCCGCCUCUCGGGGCCCCAUCUGCUCUAACAGCAUGAAGGCUGCUUUGGGGCGUGCACGUGCCACACGUGUGUGCCCCGUUUGGCUCACACCCGCCCGCUUCCCAAAGCCACAGCAUGGAGAAGCGGCAGCGGUGGGGAGGCAUUUCCUAGCUGACAUGAUGACUUCUUAUUUUCUUCAGGCUCUGAUCUUCAGCUGCUAUUUAUCUUUUUAUAAACCUGUGAGUAUGAGAACAUGCAGAUCUGAAGAUGGUGGUGGGCCAAGUAAUGUGUGUUAAGUUUUUAGUGACUUAAGAAGCUUCUAUCUUGUAUAAACAGAGGGAUCCACGCAUUUGCCACGCGAGGCUUAACCUAAUGCAGAGUAACACUGGCAGUGUUGGAUUUCCCUCUGAAGGCAGUGCUUUGCUGGCUGCUGCUGCUUGGAUGACAAUUUACUGCAUUUAGAUCACCAUAUGAAAAAGCUACUUGGCCACCUGUGUCCUCUCCACCCGCUGCCCCCUCAGUGGCUCUCACCCCUGGAGUUGAAGGUUCGUUGCAUCAAUAGUCAGAUUUGUUCCGUUCACCCCUAUCCAGCUGUCUUGAUAUGAUGCGAGUGGUCCCUAAACGGUUUCCAGUUUCUGUCUGUAACACAGCAACGAGCACUUAACCUGUGCCACGAGAAUAAAAGAAACCUUAUCAGAUUAACGAGAGUUUUAUCUCAAAGGUGCAUUCUUUAUAUCAGAGCUGCGUCGCACCACCUCCUUGCCCACAGUGUGCUGGAAAGUAGAAUCAAGUCAAAUAAAUGCCUUUUUAAUUGUAUCCUCUAGUAUUCUAGCUGUAGGACAGUACUGUAUGAUACUUCUGUGAAUGUAAGAUAUCCUGUACCUGCUUAUGAUAUGUAGUAGUGACUGUGCUAUACUGGAGCUGUUUUUAAUAAUGUUAUUCUAGAGGUUUUUUUCCAGACAAUGAUUGAAAAAGCUAAUAAAAAGCACCAGGUACCACAUCAGUAGCAGAAUUUGCUGGUUUUUUCUGGGAUUUUUUUUCUUUUUUUUUUUUACGUUUUUUGGAAGGAAGAGUUGAAAGUCUAAUGUGUAUAAUUUUGUUCAAAUGACUGCAGAAGCUGGAAAGGCUGUUGCUGCUAUUGAUGCCUAGUGAAUCGCUAUUGGUUAUCUUUUUAUAUAAAUAUAUAUAUAAUUUGAAUUUUUGGAAACUAGCUGUGAUGUCAACUUUGGAAAAAAGUAUCCCACUUGUAGUGUGAGUUGGCAUUGUACAGAAAUUAACAGCCAUAUUGGUCUAGAAAUGUUAAACUUAAUUUUUUUUCCAUUUGUACAGGGGUAACGCACUGUAUGAAAUAUGUACGGUCUUAUUUACAUGGGUUUGAUUACAGAAACUAAUAAAGUAUUCUCUAAAUAAA